UAAGGUCAUGUAAUAUCCUAUCCUAAAUGCUCAUUACUUAAUUCCAAUGGAUGAUGAGACUCAUACUACUUUGCCAAAUGGAUUUAGCACAGAAACUCCUGAAAAUCAUUGUUUAAAAACAAACAACACCACCACCACCAACAACAAUAAUCUUAAUCAUCAUCAUAAUAAUAAUAGCAAUAAAGAACAAGACCGUUUUCUACCUAUAGCAAAUGUUGGUAGAAUAAUGAAAAAAGUUAUUCCGGCAAAUGGAAAAAUCUCUAAGGACGCGAAAGAGACGGUGCAAGAAUGUGUGUCGGAGUUUAUAAGUUUUGUCACGGGAGAAGCAUCGGAUAAAUGUCAAAGAGAAAAAAGAAAGACGAUUAAUGGCGACGAUAUCAUUUGGGCUAUUACAACUUUAGGCUUUGAAGAUUAUGUGGAACCAUUAAAAUCUUACCUUCAAAAAUAUAGAGAUAUUGAAGGUGAGAAAGUUAAUGUUCCAAAACAACAAAGAUCUGAGCAAAGGUUACAUCAAGAUCAACAUCAUAAUCAAGAUGAAUUUAAUAAUCAACAUUUCAAUACUAGUGUAUAUACUUCAACAAAUCUCAUGUCUCAACCUCCUUAUGUGACCAAUGAUCAACAAUAUCCAUUACCUUUCUCAUCAAAUUCAAUUCAAAAACAAUUACGGCCGCAAGAUCAGAUUGAUUCAAUAGGUCAUUGGUAUGAAUGAGUAAGACCAAGCUAAUUUUAUGUUUGGUUUUUAUUUAUUUUUUCUCUUUUUUUUUAUACAACCUAUAUAUAUAAAUUGUAAUAUUAGAUAUAGAGUGUUAUAUAUAUAUGCGUAUAAGAAUAUACACAUACACUAAUGUAACGUUUUGUGUCACUUUUUAAAAUAAAAUGAUC
Messenger RNA from Trifolium pratense (red clover), 882 nucleotides. Its product is annotated as nuclear transcription factor Y subunit B-3. Lineage: Eukaryota; Viridiplantae; Streptophyta; Magnoliopsida; Fabales; Fabaceae. Bases 47 to 709 code for a protein of 220 amino acids. Gene Ontology annotation, biological process: regulation of transcription by RNA polymerase II. Gene Ontology annotation, cellular component: nucleus; CCAAT-binding factor complex. Gene Ontology annotation, molecular function: RNA polymerase II cis-regulatory region sequence-specific DNA binding; protein heterodimerization activity; DNA-binding transcription activator activity, RNA polymerase II-specific. The transcript has a single exon. The record is from RefSeq and is a predicted model, not a curated record.